Durio zibethinus is the source of this 1259-nucleotide messenger RNA. RefSeq lists its product as uncharacterized. The record is from RefSeq and is a predicted model, not a curated record. NCBI's taxonomy places the organism in Eukaryota, Viridiplantae, Streptophyta, Magnoliopsida, Malvales, Malvaceae.
AGGGGUACCAUGGAAACUGCCAAAUGUCGAUGACACCUAACCUACCAUUUAGGUCGAAUUAAUUGUAAACCGUCAGAUCAAGGACAUGACCGUUUGAAACGCUCCCCUUCUCUGCCCUUUUCAAUUUCAAAGUUCAAACCUCACAUCUGUCUCACAAUAAAAAUAGACAGAAAGACUGAAAAAGUUGGAAAAAAAUCCAAGGAAUCAAACGAACGCAAAAAAACAAAAAAAGAAACAAUCUCGAUAAUUCAAGCUUCUUGGCAAGAGAAAAGAAAAGAUAUCAUGUCUAAGAUGAAACCUGAUCGUAAGCCUCCGCUUGCUAAAUCGCCUAUUUGCCCACGACCCGGUCGCGUCCUUCGAUCGAACUCAACCUCCCUGCAAACCCCACCGGGUUUUUUAACGAAAUCCCAGAAGCCGAUUCGUACUUGCGCCAUGGAAGAAUACGAGAUUCGACCCGACUAUCAAUCCAUUUCUUGCGAGUUACGGGCUUUGGCUAGGAUGGUUAGAGAUGAACUUGGAAAUGGGGAAACAGAAAAUGCUGGUUUUGGUGAGACUAGUCUCAUCGUCAACUGCAGUCCUCUGUUUGAGAGAGGCAGGUUUUACGAUGAAUACUCCGCGAGGAGAAAUGAGAGGCUUAAGAGAAAGAAAGGCGAAACCGGGACUGAAUCAAGGGCGGUUUACCAUCUUGGAGUAACAGUUGAAUCUUCAAAGAGAAGAGAGUCGAAGAAGCUUGAAUGCUUGAGGAAAUCAGUGUCUGCUGCUUAUUCCGUGGAGAGGAACGGGACUCAGACUCCUAGGUAUCUGCUUCGAAGCAUGAGCAAAGAGAAUAAGAAGCCUCCUCUUGCUGUCAACAAUUACAAGUCGUCUAUGAUUGGCACCGAAAAGAAAACUGUGGCUAGAAGAGUUCGAAGGGUCUGAAAAUUGGAAAUUUAGGUUGGCAUUUUUCAUUUUGAUUUUAGGAAAUUUGUGAUUAUAUUUCAUUUUUCAUGGAUGUUAAUUAUUAUUAUGUUUCGAUCUAGUUUGAUGCUGCAAAUAUUGUCCCGUUUUGUUUUUUGUUUCUCAAUAAAUGAAUAGGAGAUGCUCAAAUGUUCUAGUAUUCAGCUUGUUCGACUAUAGAAGCAGAGAUCAUUCUACAUGAAUGAAGUUUCUUCGUUUCAUCUUCUCCUUAUGUAAUCUGAACAUCCAAGUUCUUGUUUUUGCCUGCAAUUUCUAGAUAGCACGGCAGCAACAUACAACGUAUGGCAAAAACCGAAGAGCAA